AUGUACAAACUCGAUCCAUUAGUACAAAAGUUAACGCAUUUUGUACAUACAGACAGUAUGUAUAAAUUGAAAAAUCUUUUCCCUCACUCGAAUGAUUCCAAUAUUGUAAACAACAACAUAUCCUGUGCAGCACACGACACAAGUGAACGUGAUCAGACUAUACUGAAUGAAUUGCACCAGUUGGACAACAAUAUCACAUUCUUGUUGAAUAUAUUCAAAAGUUAUAAGCCGAAGAAGAAGAAGGACUGUAGUCAGACCACGUCGACGGCGACAAAUACGACUGCCACCGCCACUCGUACUGUUAGCACAGCUGAGACUGUUGCUUUGAAGAAGUCUUUCGUCGAUGAAUUACACGAAUUAAGUAGUCAUGUGAAUAAUCUUUUAAAUUAUCCUAAAGAGGAUCGUACUUCUACUAGUACGACUACUACUACUAACGCUCAAAGUGUCCAGGCCCUACUAAGUCGACUAGACGGUAAACUCAACAGUCUAAUCGAUCUAUUUACAAGUUAUCCUAAUCAACUGGUGAACACAACAACAACAACACCUUCUACAGGUGUGGUGAAUUGCCUCCUCCCCAUGAGAAUACCUAAAGAACCAGUCACUUUUAUUAUUCAAUGUAAUCCAUAUGAUCCACCAUAUCCUGUAUUAUUGUUUCUUCAUUUAUUGGUAACAAAUAACUUUAGAGUUACAAUUCAAUCAACUAACCAUUCAGUAUUACCAAAGCCACUUGAAACACUAUUUGACCUUUUUAUGGUGGUAUCUUCCGGAAUGACUAUAACGGAUACAAAUUUACACUUACAUUUUAUAUGGAAUCCAUUGUGUACUGAAUGUAGGGUAUCACGUGUUGGAUUACCCUUGGUGCCAGGCGCUUAUGGUGAACUUAUCCUAGUUCAAGAAAUCUAUAAUUUGUUUGAAUCCGUUGAUAAUAAUAAAAAAAAUAUGUUAGCAGUUAUAUAUACGAUUUACUCAAGCUUUGUAUCUUUGCCUAAAUCAUUUUCAUCAUCUGCAACGUUAGUUCGAUUUAGCCAGAGAAUCUACGAUUGAUUUUCUAGAUAAAAAUUCAUAUUUUGUUAAUAUUACACGUGAUUUUCCAUCGAUUGUUGACUGUUUAUUAUAUGAUUGUAUUAAACGAUUGAAUUUGUUCAAUGAAUUACCGGGUAAUUUAAAAUUAUGGGUAAAAUUUUGUCGGAAAUGGGAGACUUUUCGAUUGUUUUAAUGUUUUAUUUUUUGCUUUUGGGAGGAUGAAGAAGUUUUGAUCCUCGAAAUCAACAUCAUGAAAAAAAUUAUUCAAUUGGUUAAACAGGAAAAAUUGACAACGCUUAAUAAUAAUUAAAAUAAUCAUCCAUAUUUUCUAAAGCUUACUCAUGAUUUCCCGUUAAUUAUUGACUAUUAUUUG
Molecule: messenger RNA, 1396 nt
Organism: Trichobilharzia szidati
Lineage: Eukaryota; Metazoa; Platyhelminthes; Trematoda; Strigeidida; Schistosomatidae
Source: the annotation of a GenBank genome assembly